Molecule: messenger RNA, 1768 nt
Organism: Andrographis paniculata
Lineage: Eukaryota; Viridiplantae; Streptophyta; Magnoliopsida; Lamiales; Acanthaceae
Exons: 15
Coding region: 197-1588 (463 amino acids)
Biological process (GO): UTP biosynthetic process; GTP biosynthetic process; CTP biosynthetic process
Molecular function (GO): nucleoside diphosphate kinase activity
Source: RefSeq, a predicted model, not a curated record
AGAAUAAAAUUAGGAGGGCAAUUAUGUCAUUCCACAGAACCACCCACCUCCACCACGUGAAUCGUUCAAGCGAUUUCCUUCUGCCUGUCAACUACAGCAAGACGACGACGAACUUGUUAUCUCCUUCUUCUUCCGCAUCCGUCAUCUGCAAGUCCAGGCUUCAUAAGUGAGGUUGACCAUUUGAGCUUCAUGGGAGAUGGUCUUCGAGGAACACAAGAGGCUUCCUGAUCAUUUAGCAGAAUCAACUUCUGAUUUAGUAAAUCCACAUUUGGCCUCCCCAAUCACAGAUUUGAGAUCGAAUACUUACACGUGGGCUCAGAGAAGAUUAGAACAAACAGUAACCAUGAUGAACUUGUUCAAUCUUAAGGGACUACCAAAGAAAUUGGGUCUAAAUGGUCAGGAUAAGGUUGUAUUAAGUGCUGUCGAGUUGGAAUCAUUUCGUUCAGAAAUAGCUGCCUUGGAAGAAAGAGAAGCGCACUAUAAAGCUCAGCUUGAGCAUAUUGAUGAAAUACUGAGAUCUGCUUCCCUAUCUGGAUAUCUAUUCUUAAGAACGAGAUGGGCAGCAUUACCAGGAGAACCUCCCAUCGAUGACACUGAAGUUGAUGAUUGGCUUCCACGCUUUGUUGUCCUGCAAGGAUCCGGCAUCUACAUAUAUAUGGUUGCUACAGACUUAAGUCCUUUGGACACAACCCUCCUGCCUGAUGUUGUCGAAGUUGGUCCUCUCCCUUGCCUAGCACGCGAAAAUGAGGAAACUCGAUUUUGCUUUUACAUCUUAACAUCCCACGGGCUGCGAUAUGAGUGCUCGAGCACAUCCGAGAUCCAGGUCGAUUCGUGGUUGGCAGUGCUAAAGAAGCAAUGCAAGCUUUCUUCAGAUUCAGAAGACAACAGCAGCCAAAUUUGCAGAUCCGCGAGGUCCUUCUUGUCUGCUGCUUCGAAGCAAUCUUCUCGUUCGUUUUCGACGGGACGAUCUGCAGUUGCUGCGGCUGCCGUUUCAUGCAGAGGUAGAGUGUCAUCCCUAGCUUCAAUUGGUGCAUCUGAGUCAGGAAAUGCAUACAGUGGGUGGAUUUCUAGCGCUCUGAUCCUUCCCGCAGCAGCUUUCAUGCUUCAGGAACAAGAGGCACAUGCUGCCCAGCUGGAGCGAACUUUCAUUGCCAUCAAGCCUGAUGGAGUGCAAAGAGGAUUGAUUUCAGAAAUUUUAUCCCGGUUUGAGCGGAAAGGUUACAAGCUUGUGGCAAUCAAGGUUGUAGUUCCUUCAAAGGACUUUGCCAAGAAGCAUUAUCAUGACCUCAAGGAAAGACCUUUCUUUGAUGGGCUCUGCGACUUCCUUAGCUCUGGACCAGUAGUUGCCAUGGUUUGGGAAGGUGAAGGUGUGAUCAAGUAUGGCCGUAAGCUCAUUGGAGCUACGGACCCCCAAAAAUCAGAACCCGGAACCAUCAGGGGAGAUCUUGCUGUUGUUGUUGGGAGAAAUAUAAUUCAUGGCAGCGAUGGCCCCGAAACUGCCAAGGACGAAAUCAACCUAUGGUUCAAACCGGAAGAGCUCGUUAGCUACACAAGCAACGGCGAGAAGUGGAUCUACGGCAUCAACUAACGACGCUCCCACUCAACAAAUGCCUGCAACUCAUAUGCAUCUCUUAAAAUUAUUUGAAGCAAAAUAAAAUGAUCCAAACAAUAAUUUGCUUCCUUUAGAUGAGCUGUUCUUCCAUUGCUACUGCAAUAAUGUGUUACCAAAUCUUCAUAUUUAUGCAAAUUUUCACAUAUUCAUCAUCAA